Messenger RNA from Saprolegnia diclina VS20, 378 nucleotides. Its product is annotated as cell cycle like kinase. Gene Ontology annotation, cellular component: cytoplasm. Bases 1 to 378 code for a protein of 125 amino acids. Gene Ontology annotation, biological process: protein phosphorylation; signal transduction. The transcript is spliced from 2 exons. Gene Ontology annotation, molecular function: ATP binding; protein serine/threonine kinase activity. The record is from RefSeq and is a predicted model, not a curated record. Lineage: Eukaryota; Oomycota; Saprolegniomycetes; Saprolegniales; Saprolegniaceae.
AUGUUUCCGGGUCUCAAUGACAUUGACCAGCUCUUCCGCGUGAUCCAAGUUCUGGGGUCGCCUUCUUGGGCCGGCGUCGGGAGCUUGCCCGACUACCACAAGGUGUCCUUCCCAGCGUUCUCGGCCAUCCCACUGGACGUGUUGCUGCCAGAAGCCCCAGCUAUGGCAUGGGACCUGCUGAGCCGUCUUCUCGAGUACGAUCCCAGCAAGCGUAUCUCGGCAGCAGAGGCCCUGCACCACCCGUAUUUUUUCGCUCACCCGACUCCGGAGGCAUCGCUUUCGCCCGACCGCCUUCUACCAAGCGCAUCUGGCAAGACGAGCGACGACUUUGCGCUGCCAAACACAUCGGCCUUGGACCUCGACAUUGGUUUUCUUUAA